CGAGGGGGCUGCCCCAUAUCAUGUUCCGAAGUAAUAAAAGCACGCAGAGGGAGAGAGACGAAGCCUAAAACAGAAAACCCCAUUUUUCCCGGUGUUUUAAUAUUAAAGACGAGGCAUCUCUCUGGCAACCUAUCCAUUUCGAGAGCUCGCUCCCAUGAUUUUUUUCUCAACUAUAAAAAGCCGUUCAUCACAUCUGAACUUCGGUACUUGCCGCUGGUUACUUUGCAACGAUGGUCUCCAUCACUUCCGUUGAGUUGAAUUAUCUUGUCUUUCGUUACCUCCACGAAUCAGGUUUCACGCAUUCAGCUUUUGCUUUAGGAUAUGAGGCUGGAAUCAACAAGAGUCCCAUUGAUGGUAACUUAGUUCCACCAGGUGCUCUUGUUACAUUUGUUCAGAAAGGACUUCAAUAUCUUGAGCUGGAAGCAAACUUGAGUAAUAGUGAUGCAGAUGUGGAUGAUGACUUCUCCUUCCUUCAACCUUUGGAUCUUAUUACAAAAGAUGUCUAUGAACUGCGUCAAAUUAUAAAAGAGAAAAAAGAGAAUCUUCAAAAGGAGAGGGCAAAGGAUAAGGAAAAAGAAAAGGAUAAGGAGCUUGAUCGGGAACAUGAACGAGAACGAGGGCGAGAAAGAGAGAAGGAAAGACAAGAAAAGGAAAAAGAACGGGAAAAGGAUAGGGAGAGGAUAGAAAAGGACAAGGAGCGAGAAAGGGAAAAAGAGAAGGAAAAGCAGCAUGAGGAUCACAUUGAUAGAGAACAAAUUAGAGAUCGUGAAGAUAAGAGUACCAUCAAACCGGAAGACAAUGGAGUUUGUGGAGGGCCAGAACCAAUGGAUAUAUGUGUAAACUCCCCAUCUUUGCCUUGCGAAAUUCCUAGCUCCGAUGUAGCUAUUUUGGAAGGACAUACUUCUGAGGUUUUUGCUUGUGCAUGGAGUCCAGCUGGUUCACUUUUAGCAUCAGGGUCGGGAGAUUCAACAGCGCGUAUUUGGACAAUUCCAGAUGGACCUUGUAGCUCUAGUAUGCAAAAUGGUCCCCCUAAUGUGCUGGUCUUGAAACAUUUUAAGGGUAGAACCAAUGAGAAAAGCAAGGAUGUCACCACACUUGAUUGGAAUGGGGAGGGGACACUCCUUGCAACUGGUUCUUAUGAUGGACAAGCAAGAAUAUGGAGUAGAGAUGGGGAAUUAAAGAGUACACUAAACAAGCAUAAAGGACCCAUCUUCUCUCUUAAGUGGAACAAGAAAGGUGAUUGUCUUCUUAGUGGAAGUGUGGACAAAACUGCCAUUGUGUGGGAUGUGAAGACAGGGGAAUGGAAACAGCAGUUUGAAUUUCACUCAGCUCCAACACUUGAUGUUGAUUGGCGAAACAGCAACUCCUUUGCAACUUGCUCAACGGAUAACAUGAUUUAUGUUUGCAAGAUUGGAGAGAACCGCCCUAUUAAAACCUUUUCUGGGCAUCAGGGUGAAGUAAAUGCUAUCAAAUGGGAUCCAACUGGUUCAUUGCUAGCUUCCUGCUCUGAUGAUUCCACUGCAAAGAUAUGGAGUAUGAAGCAAGACAAGUAUGUGCACGAUUUGAUGGAGCAUGCCAAGGAGAUAUAUACUAUUAGAUGGAGUCCAACUGGGCCGGGUACAAAUAAUCCUAAUCAGCCAUUAGUGCUAGCAAGUGCAUCCUUUGACUCUACAAUCAAGCUAUGGGAUGUGGAACAAGGCAUUCUUCUGCAUAGCUUGAAUGGACACAGCGAUCCUGUAUAUUCUGUUGCAUUCAGCCCAAAUGGGGAAUAUUUGGCCAGCGGUUCUUUAGAUAAAUGCAUGCACAUUUGGUCGAUACGAGAUGGGAAGAUGGUGAAAACUUACACCGGUGGUGGUGGCAUAUUCGAAGUCUGUUGGAACAAGGAAGGUGACAAGAUUGCUGCCUGCUUCGCCAACAACACUGUAUGUGUCAUGGAUUUCAGAAUGUAGUUGGUUUUGAGUUUUCCUUGAUAUGUAUUCAGACGGUGGCGCUAUUGUGUAUUGUGCUAACAUUGUCAUUUCUCUGAUGUCACACAGUAAGGAAGUUCGGGUAGUUUGCGUUGUCUUUUUUAUCCUCGACGUAGUCAAAAGGCAUUUGUAUGUUUGCACUCA
This is a messenger RNA of Nelumbo nucifera (sacred lotus), 2111 nucleotides long. It is a transcript of the gene HOS15, whose product is annotated as WD-40 repeat family protein. Gene Ontology annotation, cellular component: histone deacetylase complex. Gene Ontology annotation, biological process: regulation of transcription by RNA polymerase II. NCBI's taxonomy places the organism in Eukaryota, Viridiplantae, Streptophyta, Magnoliopsida, Proteales, Nelumbonaceae. Gene Ontology annotation, molecular function: transcription corepressor activity; protein binding. The record is from RefSeq and is a predicted model, not a curated record.